GGACCGACCCUCUGAGCUGCAGGAUGCGGCGGGGCGAGGUGAGGGACCGAGUAAAGGGCUCGGAGAGAUGGCCCGCUCCAACCCCAUGGCUGGGGGAGGAGGGGACCCUGUUGCCAUGGCAACACGUGUGCAAAGUGGCCAGGCCCGGCGCUCCGACCCUUUUCUGCCCCCGAACGUGCGCGCACUUUGAAGGCGCCCCCUGCCACCCCUUCCCCGAAUGGCCUCCAUCAUCCCUGGCUCGCUGGCAGCUAGGCUGGGACCAGCGCAGAAAUGACCCACUUGGACAGCCGCCUCUCCGCCACAUCCUGGCUACCCUCAGCUUGCCCUUCGUCCUGCCGUCUCCUCCAAGGGGUUAAGCUCGGUCUGCUGCACUUGGGUUGAAAUCUUGCAGAGUCCCAAGGCUUUCAGACUGAAAAACGCUUUCCUCUCUCAUUGAUAACCUCCACCAUGAUUCAUAGCCUUUUCUUGAUCAACUCUUCUGGGGAUAUUUUCUUGGAGAAACACUGGAAAAGUGUGGUCAGCCGUUCUGUUUGUGAUUAUUUUUUUGAGGCACAGGAGAGAGCUACUGAGGCAGAAAACGUACCUCCAGUUAUCCCCACCCCUCACCACUAUCUUUUAAGUGUUUACCGCCACAAGAUCUUCUUUGUGGCUGUGAUCCAGACGGAGGUCCCACCUCUGUUUGUCAUUGAGUUCCUUCAUCGAGUUGUGGACACAUUUCAGGACUAUUUUGGAGUCUGUUCAGAGCCAGUGAUCAAAGACAAUGUUGUUGUCGUUUAUGAGGUAUUGGAAGAGAUGCUAGACAAUGGUUUUCCAUUGGCCACCGAGUCAAACAUCCUCAAAGAACUGAUAAAGCCUCCCACCAUCCUUCGAACAGUUGUCAACACCAUAACAGGAAGCACCAAUGUGGGUGACCAACUUCCCACUGGGCAGCUGUCAGUGGUGCCUUGGCGACGGACAGGGGUGAAAUAUACCAACAAUGAAGCCUAUUUUGAUGUGAUUGAAGAAAUUGAUGCCAUCAUUGAUAAAUCAGGUUCCACAAUUACUGCUGAGAUCCAGGGGGUGAUUGAUGCAUGUGUCAAGCUGACUGGAAUGCCAGACCUUACACUUUCCUUCAUGAACCCCAGGUUGUUGGAUGAUGUCAGCUUCCAUCCCUGUGUUCGUUUCAAGCGCUGGGAAUCUGAGCGUAUCCUCUCUUUCAUCCCUCCUGAUGGAAACUUUCGCCUGCUCUCUUACCAUGUCAGUGCACAGAAUCUGGUUGCGAUUCCAGUGUAUGUCAAACAUAGCAUCAGUUUCCGGGACAGUAGUUCACUUGGACGCUUUGAAAUAACAGUGGGACCCAAACAGACUAUGGGGAAGGCCAUAGAGGCAGUGACUGUCACCAGCCAGAUGCCCAAGGGGGUCCUGAAUAUGAGCCUCACUCCGUCUCAGGGGACGCACACAUUCGACCCAGUUACAAAGAUGCUGUCUUGGGAUGUAGGAAAAAUAAAUCCCCAAAAGCUACCCAGCCUGAAGGGGACCAUGAGUCUUCAGGCUGGAGCUUCCAAGCCAGAUGAGAACCCCACAAUUAACCUGCAGUUUAAGAUCCAGCAGCUGGCUAUUUCUGGACUCAAAGUGAAUCGUCUGGAUAUGUAUGGAGAAAAGUACAAACCCUUCAAGGGCAUAAAAUACAUGACCAAAGCUGGAAAAUUCCAAGUUCGAACCUGAAGGGAGAGUUUUACAGAGGGAACAGUCACGAACACUUUGUCAUUUCUUACUUGUCUAAAAGUGAAAAAACCAGCCUAUCUCCUAGUCAGUCCUCUCCUGGGCCCACCUGCUCCCUAUUUUCCUUAGCCUUCAGUGCCAUGGAAUUAAUCAAGGGGAUAAAGGGUCACCAGGGAGAACUGGACAGAACUGAAACACAGUCAACACCAACUCAGUUCUCAAAGAAGAGAUGUAUGACAGAGGGUAGAGAUACUUGACACCAUAUUUAACUAUUUUUGACAUGGUUACCAUACAGAAAGACUAGCAUUUGUUGUCUGCUUGGCUUUAAUUAUCUAAAGCCAAUUAAAGACUUAUUUGUUGUUUUUUAAAGGUGGACAGAAAGAUUACUUGGAAGAAAGAUGAAUGUUAGUCAAAGGAGGGCCCCUUAAGGAUGUGAUUUAUGAGGGAGACAAAGGAGGAAACAAUUAAAGAAGAAUUGUGAGGACAUAGACUAAAGCGAAAGAUUGCCAAGAGUGAUGGUGCUCCACAUUUAGGAGCGUUGGAAGGAAUAGAGUUGAGUGGGUUUCUUUCUGAUCCUUCUACUGUCAUCUAUAAAAAAAAUUUGUACUUCUAGAAGUGAACUGGAUACUUGUUAAAUUUGAAUCCACUAUUGACACAGAAAACCCCAGUUGAGUCAGAUUUACCCUUGAAGACCAUAUCUGACUGGCUUUCGAAUACUAAAUGUUGCUUGCCUUUAGCACAUAGUCUGUCAUCAUCAGUGAGAAGGUGCCUGGCCUCCUUCCUUGUGGUGGUUGCCUGGAAUGCCUCUUUCCCAACCCCAAAUAGUUUUACUCACUUUACUUCCAGAAUUCACCAGACUUUUUCCUGUUCCCUGAUCCUUCUGCAGAGUUUUCUUGGAAAAAAAAAGGGUUUCAGAAAAACCAAUUCCAUAACCCCUAGUGCAGCCAGAUUUUGUACGUCGUAGUAGAGUGUAGAUGGCCAGCUUAUUCCCCAGUGACGUGGACCCCAACUAUAAUUGAAUAAUUCCUUAUUUAUGUUUGUGAGUGCUACACUAGUACUGGAUCCUAAGUCUUCCUGUCUAACACUUUUCCAUUGGUAGCCCUGGGUAGAAAGAACAAGUACCAUGGCUGAUCCUUGAAGCUGCUCAGAAAGUUAUGUCCUUAUAAUUAUUUGCUUUGUACUCUAUAUCCUUAACAAUAGAUAUCUGCCAGACUAUUUUUGUUUUAAGACCCCCCCGCCCAAAAAAAUUCCAAAUCUUUGAAUAAAAUUGAUGCAGUAGGGAGAUGCGCCAUGUUGAUCAUGUGUAACCAAGAAACAUGGCAACUAAAGGGAUACUUCAGGCUUUCCCAACACAUCAGUUCUAGUUCAGUGUGUCUAUUACCCAUUUAAAUAUUUAUGUAAAAGACAGGUUUGUUUUUUUUUUUAUUUUAAUCUUAGCACAAGAAAUGUGCUCUGCUUUGUACUCGGGGACAAAAAUGAAGACAUACACUCUCCAAACCUCAGAAUUUUUCUCUAAAGCCCUGUUUCCAAACACUUGUGCAAAGUGACUUCUAGUCUUAUCUUCCUACUUCCUGAACUUGUUUUUGCUGCAGAGUAAUGUUACUAUGUGGUUUUCCCAUGGGCUAAACUGUGCUGUGUGCAACCAGAUGUUUCACGUUCCCUCACUCCAAAAUUGGUCCUGGCUGAUUGUGGCCUAUGUACGCACACCUACCAUAGUAGGGGGAACAUCUCUGCCUGUGGAUUCCAGAAUACUUGGAAUCACUUCUCAGGGCUCUGAGGAUUUUAAGGUUUCCAAAGCCACAGGAAACAACCAGUCUUGGUCCGUGAAUAGUUUUAGGUUUGUAAAUCCAGCUGUUUUAUUUCCCACAGGGCAGCUCACCCUAAGUACCUGAGUAGAAAUGAAAUGUCUGGAGUUUGGGAACUGCAGGCCUAAACAAAUGAAGUAACUAUCACAUCGCCUGCAUAGCAGAGCUCUGGAGCACAAGGAGGCAUCAUUGCUGCCACUCAGCCACUCAGUGGUGUGUCCAUUAGCAUAAGUAGUGCAGCGUUGUCUCAGUAGAGCUUUUCAGCUUUGUGUGUGUAACAUGUGCAGAACUAGCUUCUGUGUUUAAAUCUUAAUAAAGUUGAGUUUUACCAGUCCUCUAUGUCCUAAGUGCUUUCUUAUUAUUAGGGGCCAAUAAUAAUACUAUGGCGUGCAUGCCUCAAUAGGAGCAGUUCAUUUGUUAG
Loxodonta africana (African savanna elephant) is the source of this 3927-nucleotide messenger RNA. It is a transcript of the gene AP3M2, whose product is annotated as adaptor related protein complex 3 subunit mu 2. Gene Ontology annotation, cellular component: clathrin adaptor complex; cytoplasmic vesicle. The transcript has 9 exons. NCBI's taxonomy places the organism in Eukaryota, Metazoa, Chordata, Mammalia, Proboscidea, Elephantidae. Gene Ontology annotation, biological process: endocytosis; intracellular protein transport. The record is from RefSeq and is a predicted model, not a curated record. The coding region runs from base 448 to 1704 and encodes 418 amino acids.